Anopheles maculipalpis is the source of this 927-nucleotide messenger RNA. RefSeq names its product chaperone protein DnaJ 2-like. The transcript has 5 exons. The coding region runs from base 1 to 927 and encodes 308 amino acids. The record is from RefSeq and is a predicted model, not a curated record. Gene Ontology annotation, biological process: negative regulation of transcription by RNA polymerase II. Gene Ontology annotation, cellular component: cytosol. Lineage: Eukaryota; Metazoa; Arthropoda; Insecta; Diptera; Culicidae. Gene Ontology annotation, molecular function: protein-folding chaperone binding.
AUGCUUCCAAAUAACCACUACGAAAUUCUCGGUGUACCGGAAGAUGCACCGAUUUCAGUGAUACUUGCAGCCUAUCGACGAUUAGCUCCAAUGUGUCAUCCAAAUUUCACCGAAUACGAUCCGGAUACGUUCCCCGUCAAGCGUCUCACACAGUCGCAGUACUGGCUGGCCGUAAAUGAAGCGAUCGAGGUCCUAUACAACCCGGAGCUACGCUGUCUCUAUAACUUGGGCAUACACAAAGAUGGUUACCCAAACUAUGUGUUUAGUGGAAAAUGCGUGGAGCUCUUCCAGGCACACACAAAUAAACACAACCAUCACUUUAUGAUCGUUUUGAACGGCAAACUUUGGACCACACAAUCGAUACCGGUGCAACACUUGGAAGCGUCCGUAACGCUGGAAGAGAUUUUUUUCGGCAUGCAGAAAACCAUAAACUACCAACGGAUGCGUUACAUCGACGGGCGGUCCAUAACCCAGCAGGCCUCAUUGGUGGUGCCGAUACAGCAGUACACGCGCCACGGCACGUGCAUCAUGCUCAAGGGGUACGGGCACGAGACGGAACUGGGGCAGGGUGAUGUGAUGGUCAAGCUUCACCUUGCCCCGCACAAAGUCUUUACCGUGGUCGGUAACGAUCUGGUCUGCGACAUGCCGGUACCACUGUCUACCGCCAUGUUCGGUGGUAUCGUGCAGGUGCAGACGAUCGAUUCGAAGACGCUUACGAUCUAUAUCAAUCCGACCGUACUGUUGGCACAUCCGCCGAGGAUCUUUUUUAAAGGCGAAGGUUUGCACACACCGACCGGGCGUGGCGAUAUGUUCGUGUUCUUUACAGCAACGAUCCCAACGGUGGCGGCCCACUUGUACCAAGAUGCUUGGCGUAUUAUACGCGAGAUAGAAGCGUACAACAAUGUGGCACCAUUGGACAAGCAAUAA